Molecule: messenger RNA, 1011 nt
Organism: Zootoca vivipara (common lizard)
Lineage: Eukaryota; Metazoa; Chordata; Lepidosauria; Squamata; Lacertidae
Product: vomeronasal type-2 receptor 26-like
Biological process (GO): G protein-coupled receptor signaling pathway
Cellular component (GO): plasma membrane
Molecular function (GO): G protein-coupled receptor activity
Source: RefSeq, a predicted model, not a curated record
UGUAGUGAUUCUUGUCAUCCUGGUUAUCAGAAUAUAAGGAAAGAAGGAGAGAAAUUUUGCUGUCAUGAUUGUGCUUUGUGUCCGGAAGGGAAGAUUUCAACACAGAGAGAUAUGGAUGACUGUUUCAAAUGCCCCGAAAAUGAAUACCCAAGCAGAGACCAAGAUAAAUGUAUUCCCAAAACUGUAACUUUUCUGUCUCUUGAAGAACCUUUAGGGAUCAGUUUAGCAUCUAUUGUUUUUGCUUUUUCCCUGGUCACAGUUUCAGUGCUAGGGAUUUUUAUUAAGCUGCAAGAUACACCCAUAGUCAAAGCCAACAACCGGGACCUCACCUACACUCUCCUGUUCUCUCUCCUGCUCUGCUUCCUCUGUUCUUUACUCUUUCUUGGAAGACCUAACCAAGUGACCUGUUUUCUCCGCCAGCCUGCUUUUGGCAUCAUCUUCUCAGUGGCUGUUUCUUGUGUAUUAGCCAAAACCAUCACGGUGGUUGUUGCUUUCAUGGCCACCAAACCAGGGUCUGGCAUGAGGAAGUGGGUGGGGAAAAGACUGGCCAACUCCAUUGUCUUUUCCUGCUCUCUUAUUCAAGCCGGCAUUUGUGUGGUGUGCUUAGCAAUCUCUCCUCCAUUCCCAGAUCUGGACAUGGAGUCCUUAACUGGACAGAUCAUAGUGGAAUGCAAUGAAGGUACUGUCGUCAUGUUUUAUCUUGUCCUGGGUUACCUGGGACUUCUAGCUAUCAUCAGCUUCACUGUGGCUUUCAUUGCCAGGACCUUGCCGGAUGCUUUCAACGAAGCCAAGUUCAUCACCUUCAGCAUGUUGAUUUUUUGCAGUGUUUGGUUUUCCUUUGUUCCAACCUACCUGAGCACCAAGGGGAAAUACAUGGUCGCUGUGGAGAUUUUCUCCAUCAUAGCCUCCAGUCUUGGGUUACUGGUCUGUAUCUUUUCCCCCAAAUGCUACAUAAUGGUGUUUAGACCUGAUCUAAACACCAAAGAGCAGCUAACAAGGAGAAAGAAUUAG